This is a messenger RNA of Peromyscus californicus insignis, 4787 nucleotides long. It is a transcript of the gene Mab21l1, whose product is annotated as mab-21 like 1. The record is from RefSeq and is a predicted model, not a curated record. Bases 3388 to 4467 code for a protein of 359 amino acids. The transcript has a single exon. Lineage: Eukaryota; Metazoa; Chordata; Mammalia; Rodentia; Cricetidae.
UUAGGUCACUUUUCUUCAAUUAUCGUUCUAUUAUUAGCUCAUGUCAAGGAUGCCUACAUGCAUAGCACUGAAAACAAUUCACCAUUUAUGUCUUAAAACACGAGACACACACAGCUUUUCUUCUGAUACUCCGUAACACUGUAUUUAAAAAAUCGACUGGCAUCAAUCCAGUUCUUAUACAGACUUUUCACAUAAUAAAACAGAUUUUAUAUCACUUCUGUAUAACAUCACCAGUUCAAACAAUCCAAUAGGUCGAAUGAUUUUUUAAAUUAAAAUUACUAUCAAGGAGUUAAUAAUUUACCAGUACAAAAUAUAUCGAAUGCCAAAACCUCGAUUAAAAUCAGGUGAAUUACACAAAAAUACAUCGUUAAUUUUAAUUCCUCUCCACGGGCAAUUCAAUUAAAGAAAGCAUGGAGGGAAAGAAGCAGCCAUCAGUGCUGUUUAGCUUUCUUUCUACAACGAGGAGUAUUGAGAUUGCGGAAAGGAUUCAGCUACAGGCGCAGUUCAUUUCCCGGGCUCAGGGUAGCAGACGAUCCGGGUAGCGGCAGCUAGAAAGACAAGCUAGUGUUAUUCUAAGCCGCCGGGUCAACCUACGGCGACAAUAGCCGCCGAGAGUCCAGUUUUAUGUAAAUCACUGUCAGCACCGGGCGUGGUGGGUGCUUCAGGACGCCCGGCGGGCCUGGCCUUCCAGAAACCCGAGGCCUCACUACCCUGCAACACUCUAGGAGUAACGACUUUCGUGGUUCUCUUGCUUUUCAAGUGAAAAAUCGUUAGGGAAGGGCCUCGGUUGCAUCAAUUAGUUUGCACAAAGUGCUUCGGUGUUUAGCUUCGCUUUAACCCAAUUAAGCCGCACAGCGAGCCCAGAAAGAUGCGCCACCUGCGCCAGGCUGCAGUCGGCGGCCAUGGUAUCUUGAAUCCCACUGUCGGACAUAGGGAACUACUAGGGCCUCGGCAUUGGAGCUACCUCGAGCCCCAUAGGCGGGGUGAGGCAUCCGGCGCGCGAUCUCCCAGGAAGGUCAGGGCCAAGUAUCCCUGGGUUGCAAUGAAGCCCGAGAACAGGUCACACUAGGACCGAGCCACUCGAGGGCGGGGAGGCGGCGAGAGCAGAGUGGUACAAGGACACCGAGUGUGGUUUGCAGCACUGGAGGAGAGUGGGGACACCCAGACACCCAGACAGCUUUACAGUUAGCCUGAGAACAGAUGAACCAAGGAAGAGAGCUGGGGAAGGCGCAAAGGCCGCGGGGAGAGGUUGUCUGCCGCACCCCACCCUGAUGACCCGCGCGUCCCCAGCAGCCGCUCCUUGCAGCACAGUUCUUUCUUGUUGGUCUGGCGCUCUGGGUUGCCUCCUCCACCGCCUCUUCAGAGCUGCCAAAAGGUAGCAGUGCGUUCACCCGCGACGCCUGCAAACUGGGGAGGGGUUUUGAGAGUCCCUAGUCCACCCUCCCGAGGGAACACAAUGUCUUGGGGGAAUGGAAUAGACGGCCAUCGUAAGCCCCAAAUGUUACGCACUAAUUUAAUCUAAAUCGGAAUCUAUCACUCUUGGGUAACAAGAAACUACAUUAGAGGUGGCCCCGUGAUGCUUAAAAGUUGGGAGUCCUCAACAGGAGUCCAUUAAAAGUGCUUACACAGGUGCUCCUGUAGCCUUACACUGGAAAUUCUCUUAAUAGGAAACAAACAGACCUCCGCACUAAAGGCAGGCAACUGAAAACUACGCAAGCCCUAGCCACUCAUUCUUUAGUUCAUGUGCACUGAGGGCUCAUCUGGUGAUGGUCUGGGAAGGAGGAGGAGCUCCCUAAAACACCUCCUUAGGGUUCCAAAAUUUAGAAAGGUUCAUGUCUUUGAAAAUUUCCAGAAUGAAACAAAUUAAAACAAACAAACAGACAAACCCAAACCUGAAUGGUUACAAAUUAAUUUUUGAAGACGUUGGCCAUCUUCCCAUAAGCAAAUUAUGAAAUCCCAUAAGAUUAGGAACCUACUGUUGGCCACCACUAAGGAUACCUGAAAUGGGAGAUCUGUCUUUAAGCCUGCAGGAGCAGCCAAGGCUGAACGCCACACCUUCAAGUUCUCAGUGUAAAGCCCACUUCUGUGAAUCUUCUAGGGCCUUCUGUCCAAUACAGCCCAUCUAAAUCCCAGAGAUCUUGUGGGAAGUACUCCCGAAAGAGCAUACAGCCCUCACUGCUGUUUGUUAUUUUAGCACUGGCCAGCCUACCUACAGACACAGGGAACUGCAGACAGGUGAACUUGUUCUAAUCACCCCUCUUUUAACUGGGUAGAUAAUAUCUACCGCACUCUGCAGUAAUUUUCAGAUUCCUCUCAGCGAAUGAAAAGGGGGAAACCUAGGUAAAAAGAGAACAGGUUCUGCCUAAGGUUUGGAAAAGUGUUCUGAUUGGGAACACCCAACAUGGAGAAAAACUGGAGGACUUCUCCGUCUGAAGCCAUCAGUCUGUUAAGAAGCAAACUUCUAACUUGCAUUCAGAAGACCCCAAGGAUUAACGGGUAUUAAUUACCUUACUCUAAAUGCAAGUUAGUGACUUUCUUCUAGAAAGCCCCGUUGACUUCACUAAUUGGAGGAUGACCAUUCGCCCACCUGGAUAGCUCAUCGGAGGUGAACAGACAAGCAGGCUUUACAGCACAGAGAGCCACUUCUCUUAGCCAAGUCUUUUCCAAGUGUAAAUAUGCUUCAAGUUAUACCAAAGCCAGAUUUCCUCUUGCUUUCCAACCUGUCUAGGUGGCCUGGAUGGUUUUCUGCCGGCAGCAGCUUCCUACCUUUGGUUUCUGUGCCUCUAUCCACGAGGGGGGAUUAAUUAGCCGGGCUGAAGCUGGGGGAGGCUGUCGUGACGAGCCCAGUGGCGAUUGGCCGCCCGCCUGCCUGGCCCUGCCUUUAUAAUUUCCACACGAGUGCAUCUGGGCUUUUACACAAACCAACAGCAGCUUCUUCUGACAGACACACACUCACCCGGACACACACUCGGCACAUUUUUUCCUCCGUCUGAUUAACAGUCCUGCACACACAAUGAUUACGGGAAAACGUAAAUAAAUACGGAAAGGGGUGACUAUUUUGACUACUGGAAGAGCUUUGCUGGGAUUCAGCGCAACUUUUGUUUUUAUUGAGAAGGUGCUCUCUCCAAGCGUCUCUCUCAGACACGGAUUCUUUAACGGAGGAGAGAGGGGGAGAGUGCAGCCUUUCACUUUAAGACCGGCUAGGCUCGCGGAUAAAAGGCCGGCAGGGCAGGGCGGCCCCCACUGCAGCCUGUCCGAGAGAGAGGCUCGGUGCCUUUUGCGCGUGGCCCCCUUUCACCACCGAAGUUGGCUCCAGCGCUAGCAGCCGCAUUGGAUCCCACAGCUUAUUGUGAGACUCCGGUGUACAAUCCGGAUCUCUGCCCCAACAUGAUCGCGGCCCAGGCCAAGCUGGUCUACCACCUGAAUAAGUACUACAACGAGAAAUGCCAGGCCAGGAAAGCUGCCAUCGCCAAAACCAUCCGGGAAGUCUGCAAAGUGGUCUCCGACGUCCUGAAGGAGGUGGAGGUGCAGGAACCGCGCUUCAUCAGCUCCCUCAACGAGAUGGACAACCGCUAUGAGGGCCUGGAGGUCAUCUCUCCCACCGAGUUCGAGGUGGUACUCUAUCUGAACCAGAUGGGGGUGUUUAACUUCGUGGACGACGGCUCACUGCCUGGCUGCGCGGUGCUGAAGCUGAGCGACGGGCGCAAGAGGAGCAUGUCCCUCUGGGUGGAAUUCAUCACCGCCUCUGGCUACCUCUCGGCACGCAAAAUCCGCUCCAGGUUUCAGACGCUGGUGGCUCAGGCGGUGGACAAGUGUAGCUACAGGGAUGUAGUAAAGAUGGUGGCUGACACGAGCGAAGUGAAACUGAGAAUCCGCGAUAGGUACGUGGUGCAGAUCACCCCGGCCUUUAAAUGCACCGGGAUCUGGCCGCGGAGUGCUGCCCACUGGCCGCUUCCCCACAUCCCCUGGCCAGGACCCAACCGCGUGGCAGAGGUCAAGGCCGAGGGGUUCAAUCUGUUGUCCAAGGAGUGCCACUCCCUGGCCGGCAAGCAGAGCUCCGCGGAGAGCGACGCUUGGGUGCUGCAGUUUGCAGAGGCUGAGAACAGACUGCAAAUGGGGGGCUGCAGGAAGAAAUGUCUCUCUAUCCUGAAAACCCUCCGCGACCGCCACCUGGAGUUGCCAGGCCAGCCCCUCAACAACUACCACAUGAAGACUCUGGUGUCUUACGAGUGUGAGAAGCAUCCCCGGGAGUCGGACUGGGACGAAUCUUGCCUGGGCGACCGGCUGAACGGAAUUCUGCUGCAGCUCAUCUCAUGCCUGCAGUGUCGGCGGUGUCCCCACUACUUCUUACCGAACUUAGAUCUGUUUCAAGGCAAACCGCACUCGGCUCUGGAAAACGCUGCUAAACAAACGUGGCGACUGGCAAGAGAGAUCCUGACCAACCCCAAAAGUUUGGAAAAACUCUAGAGGAUGAUCUAAUCCAGGGCCGACAAGAUCACUCUUCUCAAAGUCCCGACGAAAUGAAAACUUCCUGGUUGAUUCCUAUUUAGUAUUUCCUGAGACAGUGCAAACAGUCUCUUCCUUCAGAAGGAGUAACAGCACAACAUUCAUGCAUCAUCUCACACACCCCUAAGAGGAGGGAAUGGAGUAGGGAAACACAGGGGGAAACCUACACCCACAAGUAUCUUUAAGCAGGCAUCUCCCAUCUCCCCUGAAAAGUAAGUACACAAAACCCGAAAACAGCAGGGCAACAAUGCAAGACCGUGGCCAACUCCAUCAAAGGAUUA